This is a messenger RNA of Mesorhabditis belari, 1578 nucleotides long. The record is from the annotation of a GenBank genome assembly. NCBI's taxonomy places the organism in Eukaryota, Metazoa, Nematoda, Chromadorea, Rhabditida, Rhabditidae.
AUGGGCUUUAACGUGCCGAUAAUCAAUCGCGAUUCAACCGCUGUAGCCGCUUCAUGCAGACAAUGGUCUCAAAUACCAGAGAAUCAAAAGAAAAUGGUGCUAGUAAUCGUGUCCAUUGCUCUACUGUUGGACAACAUGUUGUACAUGGUCAUUGUGCCAAUUAUUCCUAAAUAUCUACGAGAUAUUCACGCAUACGAUGUGGAAUUCGUUGGAUAUCAUAAUGAGACGACCAAGUUGGCGAAUGGAUCGAUUUUGAUAAAGAGCACUGGUGGUCACAUCGAAUAUAUGGACGAAGAUCUGCAACUCGGUUGGCUUUUUGCAUCAAAAGCCUUGCUACAGAUUUUCAUCAAUCCAUUCUCCGGAUAUAUCAUUGAUCGGAUUGGAUAUGAGAUCCCAAUGAUUAUCGGUUUAACAACAAUGUUCUCUUCAACAGCGAUUUUCGCUCUCGGUCGAUCAUACGGAGUGCUAUUUUUCGCUCGAUCUUUACAGGGAUUCGGCUCGGCGUUUGCGGACACAUCCGGCUUGGCAAUGAUCGCUGAUCGAUUUUGUGAGGAAGGCGAGAGAUCGGCGGCUCUUGGAAUCGCGCUCGCUUUCAUUUCUUUUGGAUGUCUGGUUGCCCCACCAUUUGGCUCAGUGCUGUACUCGGUGGCGGGUAAGCCAGUGCCAUUCCUCGUGCUCGCUUUCGUUUGUCUUGCCGACGCGUUUGCCGUCUUUUUCGUCAUUCAACCUAAAGAGCCUAGAGCCAUCAAUAAAUCGACUGGAGAGAAAUUACAAGGCACUCCAAUGUGGCGACUCUUCAUGGAUCCGAUGAUCGCCGUCUGUUCUGGAGCGCUUAUCAUGGCGAAUGUCUCACUGGCUUUUCUUGAGCCGACAAUAACCAAUUGGAUGGAUGAGACAAUGCCCGACACUCCGGAUUGGCUAGUGGGAAUGAUCUGGCUUCCCCCAUUCAUCCCUCAUGUUAUUGGUGUUUAUGUGACGGUGAAGCUAUUGGCUCGAUUCCCCGCCUAUCCGUGGGCGAUAGCUGGCAUUGGGUUAGCGAUGGAGGGAAUCGCAUGUCUAGCUGUGCCCUUCACAAAAACCGUCACUCAACUGAUGCUACCACUGUCAGUGGUAUGCUUUGGGAUUGCCUUGAUCGACACAUCAAUUUUGCCACUGCUAGGUUUCUUGGUGGACACGAGGCAUGUCUCUGUUUAUGGAUCGGUGUACGCAAUCGCGGACAUCUCUUACUCUCUUGCCUAUGCUUUUGGUCCAAUCAUCGCCGGAUGGAUCGUCUCAAAUAUGGGCUUUGUCACUCUCAAUAUCAUCAUUUUUGUCACAAAUGUCGGCUAUUCUCCGAUAUUGACAAUGUUGCGUAAAGUGCAUGGAUUUGAGCAGAUAGCGCAUCGAAAUGAAGUGAUGCACGAGAAAGAUGGAGAAUAUGGGAAAAUCGAUGGCGAGAAUAUCCCAAUCGAGACGAUGAGUGGUGGACAGACAAUGGCCAUCAAUCAACACUAUCAGCCAGAAUAUGGUGGAGUGCAACAGAAUGGAUUUUCGGAAAAGAGCCAACCGUUGGCCUACGAUCCACUCAAUCCACAAUGG